Dioscorea cayenensis subsp. rotundata (Guinea yam) is the source of this 795-nucleotide messenger RNA. RefSeq names its product probable cytochrome c biosynthesis protein. NCBI's taxonomy places the organism in Eukaryota, Viridiplantae, Streptophyta, Magnoliopsida, Dioscoreales, Dioscoreaceae. The coding region runs from base 1 to 795 and encodes 264 amino acids. Gene Ontology annotation, biological process: cytochrome complex assembly; heme transport. Gene Ontology annotation, cellular component: membrane. The transcript has 3 exons. Gene Ontology annotation, molecular function: heme binding; heme transmembrane transporter activity. The record is from RefSeq and is a predicted model, not a curated record.
AUGGGCUUUGGCUUAUGUAGAUCAAAAAUGAUGAAUGGGAUUGUGGCACUCCACUCGCCGCCAAUGCGGAAGGAUGCCGCCGAAAAGAAUGGAACGCUGCUUCGCUCUGCUGUAUGCGUCGGAUCCCAUAUAAGAAGCUCGCUCUUUACCCGAUCAUUCAAACAUUUUGUGGGCACAAAAUGCGCACCUGCUCUAUUGUUGCGUAGCAAUAGAAGCCUGCUCAUCUUGCUUCGGCGGCGCUUUUUCGCCUUCUCUUCGCUCUGGACAGGAGCGCUAAUGGACACGGGGAGGGAGCAGGCGAAGCGUGUCGUUCGUAAUGGAAAGAAAGAGACCACUACUUCGCCUCUUUGUUGGACCGCCGGCGCGAACACAGUGGUCUCUGACCAGGACCAGGAACCAAUUCGAAUUUGGAUCUUGACAUGUCGGUUGUUUUUAACCGUAGGCAUCUCGCCAGGAAGUUGGUGGGCUCAUCAUGAAUUAGGUCGGGGUGGCUGGUGGUUUCGGGAUCCCGUGGAAAAUGCCUCUUUUAUGCCUCGGGUAUUAGCCACAGCUCGAACCUCUUCAAUACGGUCCGGAUUGCUAGCUCCCGUUCAUAGUUCUGCUACAGAUGAUACACGAGGAAGAUUUUUAUGGCGGUUCUUCCUUCUAAUUACAGGCAUAUCUAUGAAUCUUUUCUACCAGAUGAAGCAGCAGGCAUCGCAAUUGGCUGCCGGAUUUCGUCCCGUCCGUAGCGCUUCGGAAGUCACUGUGGCGUGGCUGAAUGUAGAGCAGUCCGCGACGGAAGCCUUUGAUUGA